UAGUUAUCCUCUGCGUCUGCUCCGGGGCCCUGUCAGUUCAUUCUGCUUUCUUUCUCGAGUGUCUUAGGCUUCCCUGCUUGUCCCCUUUCUUAUUGAUUGCUUUCUCGCUACUGCUGCCGGCUCUCCACUCCUUCCACACGUAAACUUCUCAGCAAGAGCCAACAGCUUAUUCGGCCAAUUACUAUGUCUACCCCUUCAUCCCCCUACCAGGCUCCCGGAGAGAUUAUUUCCAGCCCCAUCUCGCCCACGACACGGACUGUGGCCAUAAUCAAGAACCAUGCGCUCAACCAUAGGUUUGAGAUCGAGUUGCGUAUCUCGGAUGCUGGAUUCGAGAUUGUGAAAGAGAGACAGAUGGAAUUCGAUGUCGAGACCGACCCGGACACCCUCUUCGAGCUGUUCGGGCCCGAUUACGAGUCGUUCGCAGAAGGCCCCGUCUGGGUGUACGUCCUCGAGCGCCGCCGCGCCGUCGAAGUCUGGCACUCCCUCAUGGGCGACCCUGACCCCGAGGUCGCGCGCAAGGACACCCCCAACUCCAUCCGCGCGCUCUACGGUAUCUCCGCAGCCCAGAACGCCGUCAUGGGCUCCCCAGACCCACAGACCGCCGAAAUCCAGAUCCAGUCCAUGUUCGCCUCCUCGCCCCCCUUCCCAACGACAGAGCUCCCGGACGUCGGAGGGCACGAUGAGUUCGGCAUCUCCGCGGGCACGCUGCUGUCGACUGGGGCCGCGGGAUCGGAGUAUGCCACGUCGUCGCACUCGCACGCGGGCACGUCGGUGAACGGUACGGGAAAACCUGGAUUCAAGGCGCGUGCGAUUCCUGUCACCCACGCCGCCCCGGACAUCGUCCCGCGAAUGUCCAAGGCCGCCGCGCUGCGUGCGGGCAUCCCGAUCGAAGAGAAGAAGCGCGCCCCGCCGACGAAGGAGCGCCUCGCGGAGACGUUUGCGAACGUCCCUGGGCACAAACGCUCGGAGACAAUCACUGUCGCGUCUACGGCGGCACCGACUAUUGCGCCCAGGAUGACCCGCGCGGCUUCGCUUAGGCUGGGGAUCAAGCCCGAAGACAAGAGGAGGCCUUCGAUCGCUAGUGCGGCAGACGUGAAGGCCACAUUUGAAGGCGUCCCAGGACACAAGAGAAGGGAGUCGAUACAGGUUGCGAGCACGCGCCCGCCCUCUGUCGCGCCGCGAUUGAACAAGAGCGCGGCACUCAGGGCUUCGAAGGAAGUCGCGCCGCCCUCGUCCUUCAUGUUCCGCCAGCCUUCUGGACAGUCAGUCCCCUCACGCUCUUCCUCCCGACAAUCCUUCAAUGGCACGUCCACUUCUCGUCCUGCCAUCUCUCGCCCCCCGUCAGCUGCGUCCGUCCAACAUGCAGCCCCGCGCCCCUCCCUCUCGCGCCCCCCUUCUGCCAUUGCCACCCGCCCAGGACUCCGUCCGUCAACCGCCCCAACCUCCAAGUCGGCAGGCGCUGUCCUGAAGCCGUCCAGUACCACCAACGGUACCGCCGCUAACGGCGCUGCCAACGCCAAUACGGCACCCAAGGCGGAGGCACCCGCGAAGCCCCGUCCACGCCCCAGCAGCCUCCAGGCACCGACGAUCACGCCCAGGCCGAACAAGAGCGCGUUGUUGCGGGCAGCGAAGAUGGCUGGUGCUGCGCUCUCCGGAAACGGGGCCAAGCCCAAGACCGCGGCCCUCGCUCCGCGAGCCGUUCGCGCAUGACGAGGAUCCGUUCCCUUCAUUCGAGUCGCGCGUAGAAGAGACGCACGAACCCGAAAUUGCUGACUUCCCGAAGAUCCGGAGCACGAAGGGCACGUACGUGUCUGCAUGUAAUAACAAGGCACAAGAAGGCCGCCCGCCUGCUCGGGCUCGUUCAGGACGACCCCUACGUUCCCCCUCCAUACCUUGCCUGGAGGAUACCCCGCGCGAUCCUGCGAACUUCUGGUUGGACUUUCACAUAUGGUACACUUGCUUCUUUAUGCCCUCAUCUAUUCCCUCUAUUGCCUCACCAAGACUGGUUUCGGUUUCCUUGAUAUUGAAAUAUUGAACGUUAGCACAGCACAGGCUGCAGUCCCCUGUGAUAUAGAGCCGGUACACUCAUAAUGCCUUCAUUUACCUCACCAUCCAUCUCGGUCUUGCUUCUUUUCCGUUGGUUACAAAUUUAUCACAGUGGCGGCGGGGUGCAUCUCACCUACAUAUAUGCGUAUCCAGGUCGAUCGGUUUGUGUUUUCUCUUACCCGCCUCGGUUUUUUUGGUGUUGUAAGAGUAUGAUAACGUCGCAAUGCUAGCUGAAGUCGCGACCUACCGGUCUUGCGCGAUCGUGC
Molecule: messenger RNA, 2312 nt
Organism: Dichomitus squalens LYAD-421 SS1
Lineage: Eukaryota; Fungi; Basidiomycota; Agaricomycetes; Polyporales; Polyporaceae
Exons: 4
Coding region: 184-1710 (508 amino acids)
Source: RefSeq, a predicted model, not a curated record